GACAAAAGAAAUAGAAUUUGGGAUCGGAAAAAGUCUUUUCCAAUUCUUCGUCCCGAACGACCCCCGAGUCGUUAUAAUUCCUUGGGCCUUUGUUGAAGGCGAAGAAAAAAAGUAGGCUUGCUGCUACACUAGAAGCCCUUUUUCAGCAUACCAGUAACUCAGCCGCCUCUCCUCUUCUUCGCUGCGGUCGGCUCCGUUUUUGUUAUUUAUAAUUCUCAGCAAUGGAGGAGUCACCAACACCAACCGUGAAGCGUAAGGAAACAGAAAUUGGAGAUACCCCACAACAAGAAUCUGCUCAAAAGCGAAGAAAUUUAACAAGAACUUGUGUUCAUGAGGUUGCUGUACCUAUUGGGUACGUUUCAACUAAAGAGGAAAGCAUCCAUGGUACUCUGUCUAAUCCUGAAUUUAAUGGAGAUAAUGCAAAGACUUACCCUUUUGAACUCGACCCGUUUCAGAAAGUAUCAGUAGCAUGCUUAGAAAGAAAUGAGUCUGUUCUUGUUUCUGCUCAUACAUCUGCUGGUAAAACUGCAGUUGCGGAGUAUGCAAUUGCUAUGGCUUUUAGAGAUAAGCAAAGAGUUAUUUAUACAUCUCCUUUGAAAGCUUUGAGUAAUCAAAAGUACAGAGAGUUACAUCAGGAAUUUCAAGAUGUUGGUUUAAUGACUGGUGAUGUUACUCUCUCUCCUAAUGCUAGUUGUUUAGUUAUGACGACUGAGAUUCUUAGAGGUAUGCUUUAUAGAGGAUCAGAGAUCUUGAAAGAAGUUGCUUGGGUAAUUUUUGAUGAAAUUCAUUAUAUGAAGGAUCGUGAACGUGGGGUUGUUUGGGAAGAGAGUAUUAUAUUUUUGCCACCUGAAAUUAAGAUGGUUUUUCUUUCUGCAACUAUGUCAAAUGCUACUGAAUUUGCUGAGUGGAUUUGUCAUUUGCAUAAGCAGCCUUGUCAUGUUGUUUACACUGAUUUUCGACCGACACCUUUGCAGCAUUACGUUUUUCCUAUGGGCGGUGUUGGGUUGUAUCUUGUGGUUGAUGAGAAUGAGCAGUUCAGGGAAGACAAUUUUGUGAAACUUCAAGACACCUUUACAAAACAGAAAGUUGGUGAUUGGAAUAAGAGCUCAAAUGGUAAAGGAAGUGGAAGAAUUGCUAAAGCUGGGAAUGCUUCUGCUGGUUCUGACAUAUACAAGAUUGUCAAGAUGAUUAUGGAACGAAAAUUUCAACCAGUUAUAGUCUUCAGCUUCAGUAGAAGAGAGUGUGAACAACAUGCAAUGUCUAUGUCUAAACUUGAUUUUAAUACCCAAGAGGAAAAGGAUGUUGUGGAACAAGUAUUUAAGAAUGCAAUACUCUGCUUGAAUGAGGAAGACAGAGACCUGCCUGCUAUUGAGUUGAUGCUGCCACUACUUCAGCGAGGCAUUGCUGUCCAUCAUUCUGGCCUUCUUCCUGUCAUCAAGGAACUUGUAGAGCUUCUUUUUCAGGAAGGCCUUGUAAAGGCCCUUUUUGCCACAGAGACAUUUGCCAUGGGUUUAAACAUGCCUGCAAAGACUGUUGUGUUCACAGCUGUUAAGAAGUGGGAUGGUGAUAGCCAUCGCUACAUUGGAUCUGGGGAGUAUAUCCAAAUGAGUGGAAGGGCUGGACGCCGUGGCAAAGAUGAUCGCGGUAUUUGUAUAAUAAUGAUUGAUGAGCGGAUGGAGAUGAAUACCAUUAAGGACAUGAUUUUGGGUAAACCGGCUCCCCUAGUUAGUACAUUCAGACUGAGCUACUAUUCAAUUUUAAAUCUAAUGAGGCGUGCGGAAGGCCAGUUUACUGCUGAACAUGUUAUUAAAAACUCAUUCCACCAAUUUCAGUAUGAGAAGGCUUUACCUGAUAUAGGGAAGAAAGUUUCAAAACUGGAGGAGGAAGCUGCAGUGCUGGAUGCUUCAGGAGAGGCUGAAGUAGCUGAAUAUCACAAUUUGAAGCUUGAGAUGGCCCAACUUGAGAAGAAGAUGAUGGCAGAAAUAACCAGGCCUGAAAGGAUUCUUUAUUAUCUUUGCACUGGACGAUUGAUCAGGGUAAGAGAAGGUGGAACUGAUUGGGGCUGGGGAGUUGUGGUGAAUGUUGUAAAAAAACCUGCUGCUGGGUUAGGCACAUUGCCAUCACGUGGUGGUGGUUAUAUAGUGGAUACUUUACUUCAUUGUUCACCUGCAUCAAGUGAGAGUGGUUCACGACCGAGACCUUGUCCGCCUCGGCCUGGAGAAAAGGGUGAAAUGCAUGUGGUCCCUGUUCAGUUGCCUUUGAUUUCUGCUCUAAGUAAAGUCAGAAUAUCUGUCCCUUCUGACCUCCGACCACUAGAAGCAAGACAGAGUAUACUACUUGCUGUGCAGGAGUUGGGAACUCGGUUUCCUGAUGGUCUUCCAAAAUUGAAUCCUGUAAAGGACAUGAAAAUUGAGGAUCCUGAAAUUGUUGAUUUGGUUAACCAGAUUGAGAAUAUGGAGAAGAAGUUACAUGCUCAUCCACUACACAAGUCUCAAGAUAUGAAUCAGAUUAGAAAUUUCCAAAGGAAGGCAGAGGUGAAUCAUGAAAUUCAACAACUUAAGUCAAAAAUGCGAGAUUCACAGCUCCAAAAAUUUCGUGAUGAACUGAAGAAUCGUUCGCGAGUCUUGAAGAGGCUCGGCCAUAUAGAUGCAGAUGGUGUGGUUCAGCUAAAAGGCAGGGCAGCCUGUUUGAUAGACACAGGAGAUGAACUACUUGUUACUGAAUUGAUGUUCAAUGGUACCUUCAACGAUCUCGAUCAUCACCAAGUUGCUGCUCUUGCAAGUUGCUUCAUUCCUGUAGAUAAAUCUAAUGAGCAAAUACAUUUGAGAUCAGAGCUUGCCAAACCAUUGCAACAACUCCAAGAGAGUGCAAGAAAAGUAGCAGAGAUACAAUAUGAAUGUAAAUUGGACGUAAAUGUGGAUGAGUACGUGGAAUCAACAGUGAGGCCGUUUUUGAUGGAUGUGGUUUAUUGUUGGUCAAAGGGAGCUAGUUUUGCAGAUGUUAUACAAAUGACUGAUAUCUUUGAAGGUAGUAUUAUCAGGAGUGCUAGGAGACUAGACGAGUUUUUGAACCAGUUGCGUGCGGCUGCUCAAGCUGUCGGGGAAGUCAGUCUGGAGAACAAAUUUGCAGCGGCCAGUGAAAGCCUUCGCCGAGGUAUUAUGUUUGCCAAUUCUCUUUAUCUGUGAGUAGUCUUCUUGCAGGCUCUUACGACCUUAGGGAUUCACUCAUCCUGGCCUGUGGGUAGAAAAGUUCAUAUCAUGCAGCAGUUGUCCACUGGUGGCUACUUGAGAUGUGCCCAGAACAUGCAAUUAUUAGGUCCCAACCCUCAUCUCUUCCUGCGUUGAGUUCUAUUCAGUAGCAGAUGUAUGUAUGUUGGUUAUAUCUUGCGAAAUGUACAUUUAUGAAAUGAGUAAUAACAUUGCUUGCUUAAAGGCUCUUAAUGAAUAUGUUUUCACUCUC
Messenger RNA from Ricinus communis (castor bean), 3459 nucleotides. RefSeq names its product DExH-box ATP-dependent RNA helicase DExH10. The record is from RefSeq and is a predicted model, not a curated record. Gene Ontology annotation, biological process: maturation of 5.8S rRNA; RNA catabolic process. Bases 222 to 3185 code for a protein of 987 amino acids. Lineage: Eukaryota; Viridiplantae; Streptophyta; Magnoliopsida; Malpighiales; Euphorbiaceae. Gene Ontology annotation, molecular function: RNA binding; RNA helicase activity; ATP binding. The transcript has 17 exons. Gene Ontology annotation, cellular component: nucleus.